This is a messenger RNA of Canariomyces notabilis, 2767 nucleotides long. RefSeq names its product kinase-like protein. Gene Ontology annotation, cellular component: nucleus. Bases 385 to 2514 code for a protein of 709 amino acids. The record is from RefSeq and is a predicted model, not a curated record. NCBI's taxonomy places the organism in Eukaryota, Fungi, Ascomycota, Sordariomycetes, Sordariales, Chaetomiaceae. Gene Ontology annotation, molecular function: protein serine/threonine kinase activity; ATP binding. The transcript has 6 exons. Gene Ontology annotation, biological process: regulation of RNA splicing; protein phosphorylation.
UGCGCAACGGGCCAACCCAGGGCUGGCUUGGGCAUCCUUCCAUUCCACCACUCGCCCGUCUUCCUCCGUGGAAACGAGGUUGGCUUGCUUGGAACACGAUUGAUCCGCUCUGUCUGCCCUUACGCUAUCGUUUGGAAUUAUGAACCUCGAACAAAUGUCCACCUUGUCCUGAAUGUCUCCGUGACAGCUACGGCACCAGCCGACAGCACCAGGGUUUCGUUCGCAGGAAUCACUUUUCCAGGUCCCAUCGACGCUCGCCAGUCACGUUGGCUGGUCCUCAGGAUAACCUUGACAAGCGACUGCGUAGCCAGGACACCCUCCCACCCACGCACUCCAACGUUCAAUCUUCUUUCUACUCAUUCAACAAACAGCGAGUGGUAAACCAUGUCGACGCCGACUACUGCAACCGCAACGCUGCCUCCCUAUAAUCAUCAUCAUUUCCGAUAUUCCCAUCAGCACCCACCGUAUACACAGGCAAAUUCCUCACCGUACCGACCGCCGAACCCAAUUCUUCCUUCUCCCGCCUCACGUCUCGCCUACCCAUCUCCUGCCACCUACUCAGUUUCGGCGAACCACGCCGUUUCCAAUGGAGUACUAGCGGUUCCCCACGAGCCCGCGAGACUUCCACCACAAGAAACUGCGAACCCGAGCCCUAGGUCCGAUUCUGCCUACACAAUGCCCGCUGGAUCGCAGACGCAGUCUGUGGCUGACUCGCAGCAACCUGCUCGCAAGAGAAGGCGGUCGAGGGGCCCAGACUGGGACACGUUCUACAAGAAUGGGCUGCCCAAGGAAAUCAUUGUCAUUGAGGACACACCCGAACCUGAGCGGCCUAACCCUGCAACUGCUCUCUCUCAGACAUUGGCAAACGGGCGUGCACACGCUGCGAAUGGCAAUAUUGUUGCCCAUCAGGCUAAGAGGCGGAAACGAGAUGAUGAACCCACCCGAUAUGACCCUGUCCACCACAACAGCAUUGUAGGAUCCUUUACGCAUACGUCUCGCCAGGAUGGAUCUCCCAGCAAGUCGACGGCCCCGAGCGACCGAACAAACUCGGCUAUUCACACCACUGCUGCUACAUCACUGGGCUCUCUCUCAUCAAAUGGCCACUACGAAUAUGACGCACAGCCCGGGCAGAAGAGGAAACGGACGACCCGCCAGCAGAUCGCCAAUGAAGCGAGACGCCGCGAUGCCGGCACCGUGACCGAUGCCUUCGCUUCGUACCGUCCGCCGCCUUACCCUCCCAAGAAGGCCCGCGACGUUCCCAUCACUGUCAUACCUGACCCACCGCAUAGCAAGAACGUUCGCUGUGAUGACGAUGACGGGCACUACAUCGUGGUUCCCGAUAAUGACCUGACGGAUCGAUACCAAAUGAUCAAGCUACUCGGACAGGGCACGUUCGGCAAAGUUGUGCAGGCGAGAGACAAGAUUGCCAAUAAGCUCGUUGCCAUCAAGAUCAUUCGCUCGGUCCAGAAGUACCGCGAAGCCAGCAAGAUUGAGCUUCGGGUUCUCGAGACACUCAGGGCCAACGACGAGGAGAACCGGAACCGUUGCAUCCACUUCCGAGAUUGCUUCGAUUUCCGAGGACAUAUCUGCAUUGUCAUGGAUCUCCUUGGCCAGAGCGUGUUCGACUUUUUGAAGAGCAACAAUUUCGUGCCCUUCCCGAACAGUCAGAUCCAGCACUUUGCACGUCAGCUCUUCACUAGCGUUGCCUUCUUGCACGAUCUUAACCUGAUCCAUACCGACCUCAAACCAGAGAACAUCCUCCUCUGCCACAACGAGUACCAAACCUUCACGUACAACCGAAAGAUCCCGUCAUCUAGCACCACCAUCGGCCGCCAGGCCACCCAAAGACGGGUCUUGUUGGAUACCGAGAUUCGACUGAUAGAUUUCGGUUCGGCGACGUUCCAGGACGAAUAUCACUCGUCUGUCGUGUCGACUCGGCAUUAUCGAGCACCUGAAAUCAUCCUUGGACUGGGAUGGUCUUUCCCCUGUGACAUUUGGAGCAUUGGAUGCAUUCUCGUCGAGUUCUUUACCGGCGACGCACUAUUCCAGACACACGAUAAUCUCGAGCAUCUGGCCAUGAUGGAGGCUGUUGUCAAUGCCAGGAUUGAUGUUCCUCUUGUUCAUCAGGUCAACAGGAUGACAAGAAAUGGCGGGAACCCUGCGGCCAAAUAUUUCAAGCGGUUGAAGCUCGACUAUCCUACACCAGAAACAACGCGAGCGUCGAGGAGAUUCGUCAAAGCCAUGAAGACACUUCCGGAAAUCAUACCUCCAACAACCAAGUUUCUCGCCCAGUUCCUAGACCUUCUCCAAAAGAUCUUUGUCUACGACCCCAACCAACGGAUAACUGCGAAGCAAGCACUACAGCAUCCUUGGUUCCGUGAAACUGCGGCUCCUGAUGACGGAACGGAAGCUGCGCGGAUCCGCGCCGAGCGUGCCGAGAAGAUGAUGAGAAUGCGAGAUCAACUUUCGGGCAGCCACGCGUCCGUUGGAGAGGAACGAGGGAUACGAAGAUGAUUUGGUCGGUCAAUAAAGACCGAUAAUUUCCGCGAGCAUCACGGUAGUAGAGCACAGCAUGACAGAGGCCCCAAAGUAUAUCUCGUACCAGAUUGGUAUAAUGAUAGUACUUCUCCAGGCUCUCCUGGACCCUCCAUAUACGGGUGGUCGGGUGCACGGUUGGUUGGCGAACGGGGAAUGAGUGGGGAGAGGAGUACGGGGGUUCCGGUGCCCUUUUCAUCGUCAUUUCUUUGGGGCAGGUGUCAAUAAUGGA